Messenger RNA from Closterium sp. Naga37s-1, 7088 nucleotides. NCBI's taxonomy places the organism in Eukaryota, Viridiplantae, Streptophyta, Zygnematophyceae, Desmidiales, Closteriaceae. The record is from the annotation of a GenBank genome assembly.
AUGAGCGGCGUCUCUCACGCGACACCCAGCCGCGGCGUGCUGAUGGGCAACGGAUCCGAGCCCAACCGGCGAAACGGAACUAUCGGUGUGUCUCCUGCUAAGCUGGCGAAGACGGCGGAUGCAGGUUUGAAUGGACAAAUGAGUGAUGUUCCCCAAAAUAACGUGCUUAUAAGGAGCGGUGGUAAUGAUUCUAGUGGUGGGAAGGGCCGAGCGUUAAAGAAGUCAGGUUCCUUGACCGUUGGAAGCGAUCCAGUGGCAACGCAAAAGUCGCAGGCCCAGUCGCAGGUGGCGUCGCAGCUGUCAUCGCAAGUCCUGCCGCAGUCGCACAUCCACGCCAUGGACGGAAAUAGAUUACUGUCGCAGUCGUCGGGGCUAAGACUGGCUGAGCUCUACGCAUUGGCGAUGCAGCAGAAACAGGAAACCCAUAGCGAUGGAAAUGGGGACAUGGGAGGUGGUCAAGGGGAUGAGGAACCCGAAAGAUCAGCGGAUUUGUACAGUAAUGACCUUGGGUUCCGUGCGAGCGAGGCUGAUACGAGACCGGUAUCUUCUGGGCAGGUGCAUCAGGAGCCGAAGACCCUGGCGAGGCAGCAACAGGUUUCCCUGCUUAUGCAGCAGUCGCAGCAGCAGUCGCAGUCGCAGGGGCAGUCACCGGCGCAUUCGCAGCAGCAUCGCCGUUCCCCUUCACCCUUCCUUCGCCAGGAGCCGCAAGGGGAUGCAUCGGUACAAGUCCAUGCGCAGCAGUCGGGAGGGCGGAAAAGCGGAGAAGGCGGAACAGAGGCACCUGAACGGGCAGUCACCUCAGCAGCUGAACGGGUGGCACGAGUCGAUCUGACAGCAGGCGGUGCCGUUGCAACAGCUGCAGCAGGAGGCAGAGCAGCGGCCGGCUUCCCCAGCACAGCCAGCAUUGGGGAGGUGGUCCCGGAGGCAGAUCGUAGAGCAGCAGGACGGACAGGAGGGGCGGGAGGGGUAGGAGGGACCGGAGGGACAGGAGUGGUACGAGGGGCUGGAGGCGUAGGAUUGACAUCAGAGGCAUCAUUAGGCGGAGGAGCCACAGGAGGAGUUGCAACAGGUGCGGAAUUGUACAAAGAGGUGGAAAUGGUGGUGGACAGGGGGCGGUCGCACCUGCUGUCCGAAGCAGCACGGGCGAAGCACGACGCAGCGAGGCUGAGAGCUGACGUGUGGCACAUGUGGCGGGAGGUGGCGAGAGCUAAAGAAGACGUGGCACGGGCGCGGGAAGAAGGGGCGAGAAUGGCAGAGAAAGCAGCAGGGUCGUUAGAGCAGGCAGCCGUUGCACUGGAGCUUGCAGCAGCCUGCGAACAUGCAGUGGGGGCUUGUGUGGCGAAAGAAGGGGAUGGGAGCGCUGGGAUUCGCGUGGUUGUAAGAGUUGACAAUGUUGUGGGUGCAGGGUCGUUCGGGGGAGGUCCAGCAGGAACGGGAGCCACCUCCACUCCCUCGUCGGCAGCUUCCUCACCACGGUCCCUCCAUGCCGAGCCGUUUGGUUCGGCCGUACGUGGCUCGUCGGGUCGGGGAAGCGGUGGUAGUGGUGUUGGGCUAGGGAGCGGCCCUGGGAGCAACAGUAGCAGGCCUGGUAGUGCGUCCAGUCGCCCCGGCAGUGGGAGAAUGAGAUUAGUUGCAGGGGGGGGUAGUGCCGGCAGUGGUGUCAUGGGGAGUGGGAGUGAGGGUGCGUUUCAGCAACAAACGCAGCAGGUGCUGGUAGUACAUCAAAGGUCUCACUCGCAGCAGCAGCAGCUUCUGCGGCUGCAGCAACAACAGCAGCAGCUGGGAAACAGCAUUGCUUCGUCCGGACCUGCUGCCCAGGCUUGGCCGAGCCACAAGAGACCUGGUAGUUGUGACGGCUAUCUCUCGUCCAAUCAGACGUCUCCGCGAGCUGACUCGGUGGCGGACGUAGGAGAUUCUGAUGGCAGUGAUGCCAAGGGGUUGGAGGGUUCUGUGGCUGGUGCGGGAAGUGGUGAUCUCUCUGCCGUUGCUUCUUCUGCUGCUACAUCUGGAGCAGCGGCAGGAGCCCCUGCAGUACGCCGGAUAUCCUCCGCUGUAGGUAUGGGAGCAGCAGGUUCGGGAGGCGCUGGCCGGUCUGGUCCGGGUUCAGGCCCGAUUGCGGUUCGGGGAAGUCGGGUUUUAAGGAAGAUCAGUACCUCUCCAAUGAGAGUCUUGCAAGCUGUCAACUUGCCCCCUUCGGGGUCAGCAGCAGCAGGGGCCGCUCCAGGGGCAGUGGUGGGAGCUGCUUGGGCAGAUGGAGGAGGAGUUAUUGGAGGAGGGCGAGGAGGGGGGCUUAUGGGUAAAACACGGGGGGCGAGCAACAGUGUUCCUGUUCCUCCUGCUGCUGCUGCCGGUUCUGCUGUUGCUGGUGGUUCUGUGGGUUCUGCUGCUGCUGGCGGUGGUUCUGGUGGCGGGACAGGGGCAGGUUUGGGCCGUGGAGUGGGCAGUGCUGCAGUUGCUGCUGGGAGUGCGGGAGGCAGAGGUGCCACGCGAGGGGUGGCUGGAAGAGGAGGGCUGGCGGUGGGUGGUAUGAGUGGCGGUGGAGGGGGGGUUGGAGGAGGAGGGGGCGGAGGAGGGGGAGGAGUAGGGGGAGGAGGAGGUGGAGGAGGAGGGGCAGGAGUAGUAAGCAGGCCUGGCAGCUCUGGUAGUAUGCGGAGCAUGGGCAGGGGAGGAGGCGACAGGGGAGCUGCGGAGGUAGGAGUAGGAGGAGGAGGAGGAGGAGGAGGAGGAGGAGGAGGAGGAGGAGGAGGAGGAGGAGGAGGAGGAGGAGGAGGAGGAGGAGGAGGAGGAGGAGGAGGAGGAGGAAGGAUGAUGGUGAAAUCUGGAAGUCUCUCUGGCAGGACGCCUCCUAGUGCUCAUGACUCGGUGGCUCGUAGCGACAGCAGCAGAAGCGAGGAGCAGAAGAUGCCAAGACAAGCAGGCCCUCCCACAGGUGGUGCGCCUGUCAUGAGUGCAGAGGUCACAAAGGUGGUGAACCGUGCAGGUCCCAGUGAUGCUGAUGCCGCUGCUAGCGCUGCUGUUGCAGCUGCAGGUUCAGAAAGCGGAGGAGGGGAGAACAGAGGAGGAGGGGGAGGAGGGCAAGCAGGAGGGGUGGAAAAUGUGGGAAAGCAAGGUGCCGUCGUAGCUGCAGCAUCAAGGGAAUCAGCAGGAAUGGUUGGAGCUGCCACGGGGGCAAGUGCAGGAGCAGCAGUGGGGGGAACAGCAGGCACAGGUGGGUCUGGGAUGGUAAUGCAGAUGCCUCUGCCACAUGUGACUGGGGGAGUAGCAGCAGGGUCUGCUGCUGGUGCUAGCGCAUUAGGGUAUGGGAUGUAUGGAGGUACGGGUACUGCUGGUGCAGGUGCAGCAGGGGCAGGGAGGGGAGGUGGUGGUAGUGGUGCUGGUGCUGGUGAUAUGAACCACCCCUUUCACCGCUCCACGUCCCUUGGUGUCUCAGAAGGCAGGCUAAUGGCCAGAGCAGCAGCGUAUGGAGGUGCCAUGAUGCGCCCUCCCAUGCACGCCAUGCCCAUGCCUGCUCAUGCCGCCGCUGCUGCCGGUGGAGCAAUGGGAGCAGCCGCUGGUUCUGCUGCUCCUGGAAUGGCUGCUGCUGCAGCAGCAGCAGCAGCGCCAGGAGGAGCGUUCUGGCAGCGGUCUAUGUCCUCUGCGCAUCAGCACAUGCACGCGAUGCAGUAUGGCCAUUUGCCGGUGCCCCUGGGUCCUCUUGGCUUCCCCACAGGCCAUUCUGCCGCGUCAUUGCUGCGCCAUGGUAGUGGACAGUUCUUCCAGCCAUACCCUGUAGGGGCGUUCCUACCACCCGGUACCUCUGCUGCUGCUGCUAAUCCCUCUGCUGCUAAUGCCGCCGCCGCAGCUGCUGCUGCUGCUGGUGCUACUGCUGCUGGUGCUGGUGGUGCCGCUGCAGCUUCUAGCACUGGUUCGGCAGCAGCGGGCCAUUCUGAAGCACCAGGGCAUACAGCCAACCAUGCGCAGCCACCCUCCGGCACCUCUGCUGCUGCUGCAGCCAUGACACAAGGCCUGGCUUGGCAAACCGCGUCCCAAGCCGCUCCUGCUGCUGGUGGCGGUGCUGCUGGUGCUGGUGGUGCUGGUGCUGGUGCUCCGAAUGCUGCAUCUGAGGCAUGGGGAAGGAGCAGCACGAUUGGAGCAUCAAGGCAUGGCUUCAGCUCCGCACACUUGCCGCGUGGCAUGGGUGCGAUGGGUUAUGGGGCAGGUGCGGGCAUGAACGCGAACAUGAAUAUGGGCAUGGGCAUGGGCAUGGGUGGCAUGGGGAUGGGCAUGGGCAAUGGCAUGAAUCUGGCUCGGUCCAUGAGCAUGGAUCCAAUACAAAAGGCCAAAUGGAAGCAGGGCCUGAGGCUGAACAUUCCAAAGGAUGGCAGUGACGAUGAUGGGGAGGGGGGCAAGGCUGCCAUGGGAGGGGCAGCAGCAGCAGCCCAUGCAGCAGCGUCGGCUGGAAGAGCAGCGGCGGCCGCAUCAGCAGUUGCAGAAACGCAGGCAGCAUCCGCAGCAGCGCGGGGAAGAACUGCGGACUCAGCAGCAGGAGAAGGAGCAGGAGCAGGAGGAGGAGGUAGAGGAGGAGGGGGAGCACGAGGCAGUAUAUUCAAGGAUCCUGCGAUCAUCCAACGGCUGGGGGGACUCGCAUCAGGAAGCUCUGCAGCGGCGGCGGGGGGGAGGGGAGGGGUGCAGUUGUUGGGCGUUGGGGGGGAUGGGAACCGGUUGCUGUCACGCGCUCAGAGCUGCAGUGUUGCAGAGCUGGACUUGAUGCCUCCGGAGCUCAUGAAAACCACGUCCUUCCAUGCGCAUAGUGGCCAGGGCAAGGAGUUUUUCCUCCGGCAAGUCACACUCCCCGCACAGCGCACGUCUGCUGCUGAUGAGGUGUCUUCUUCUGCUGCAGGGCCUGCUGCGUCUUUUGAGGCGCCUCUAAAGGCCUCUGCUGCAAGAACUGCUGUGUCGGCUGUGUCUGGUGGUGCUGAUGGUCGUGCUGGGGGAAGGGUGGUCAAAGCAACUAGAUCAGCCAGUAGUGGUGGUGGUGAUGGUGGUGGUGGUGGGGUCAGCAGUGGUGGUGCUAGGACCGUUGCAGCCCUUGCUGCUCCUGCUGGGAAAGCAGCACUACCUGCUGGUACGGUAUCAGCAUCUGGAGCUGCAGCAAACAAGGGCCAAGCGAGCAUAAGAAUGAGGAAAAGUGGCAGCAUUACUGGUAGUAGUAGCAACCAGGGAGGCGGCAGUAAUCGUGAGGGUGGAGGCAGCAGCAGCGCUUUGAAGAGAGCGGAAGGCCAGAACUUAGGGAGAGUUGAGCAGCAGAGGAUGGUUAAAGGGGGGGAAAUAAGGAGAAAAGAGGGAGGCGAGAGAAUGAGGAGGGAUGGAAGUGAGGGGAGAAGUGAAGCUGGAGAGAGUAGGGCAAGAAGCGCAGGCUUCGUACCUGCCUUACCUGCUGAGUCUUCCUCCUCUUUCUCCCCAUCUUCAACAUGCUCCAGCCCCCCUCCUUCUGCACGCAGAGGAAGGAGUGUGAUUGUCGAUCCAGAGGGGAGAGACAGGAGAGGGAUGAGGGAGAAAGCAGUCGGGGCGGUGUCUGGAGUAAGCAGCUCUCUAGGGCAGGCUUUGAGGGGAGGGGGGAGAGGGGCAGGUGGAGGGACAGGGAGGGCUGCAGCAGGCAGUGGAGGCGCAAUCGGUGUUCAGAAUAGAGUGGCAGGAAGGGGAGGUGAGGUGGGUGGGAGAGACAGACCUUCUGUAGAGGACACUGCGUCUUCAUCUUUGCAGUCUGAUUAUGGUGAUGAGGAGGAGGAGCUGGAGGAAGGUGAGGUGCAGGAUGAGGGUGUGAGUGUGGAGGACAAUGGUAGUGACAAUGAUGGGAGAUAUGAAGAUUUAGAAGCUGCAGGGGAAGAUGACGGGGAUGAGGAGGAUGGAGAAGAGGGUGGUGAUGCUGAAGCAAGCGAUGGUGGGGAAGAAUGGGAGGGAGAGGGAAGUAACAGUGAAGCCUCCGCCAACCUCCUUUCCAAACCCAGUUUUGAGGGCGGCAGCUGGGACAACUAUGGCAGCGCCGUCACUUCCGCCUGCUUCCCCCCUUCCGCCUCUGCUGCCCCCUCCGGCCCGCUCCUGGGCACAUGCGGAAUCCGCCUCGCGCCGUCCUGCUCAUCUUCGCCAGGAGACUCCUGCUGGGGCGCCCUGGGUCAGGUGGUUCCAACAGAGCCAGGUGCCAUGUACCAGCUGCAGUUUUACUUUACUGUUCCAGCACCCUCCUCCUCCUCUUCCUCUUCCUCUUCCUCCUCCCUCUACACGCCACCGUUCGAGCUUCAAGUGAAGAUCAGCGGAGCACCAGUGCUCUUCACAUCGGAUUUUACCACCGCCGCAACUGACACUAGCAGCACCAGCAGCCAGAGCAGCGUGGGAGGGUUGGUGCCGGGCCGAUUCGCCAUGGGGUCUGUGCUGUUUGCUGCGGGGGGGACAGGCAACACGAGCAUUGUGUUCCAGGUCAACAGCACGGCCGUCAGCACUAUCAUUGAUGCUGCUGUGCUCACCAGAAUCUACCGCAAUGCUCCUCCCUCCUCCUCUCCUCCUCCCCCGUCCCCCUCCUCGUCCUUCAUCUUUUCCGGCUCUGCUUCUCCCAGCCCUGUCUUUGCAACCAGCCCCACCUCCUUGCGCCUCACACCACCCAUCGCUGCCGCUGCCUCUCCCACUGAUCCUGGCGCUGGUAACACCGGUGGUGGUGACACUAGCGGUGGUGGUAACCCAGCAGGCAGUGAGGGCAACUACUCUCUUCUUUCCACUGGCGCCGCUUUCUUCCCCUUGCCUCUGGACCUUCUCUCUCUCCCACCCAGCCCCCCGCCCUCCUCCUCUUCCUCCUCCUCCUCCUCUGCUUGCUCAUCAAACUCCUUCCUUUCGUCCUUCACUUUCACCGCACUCCCCACACCCACUUCCUCCUCCUCCUCUCCCACGCCCGUGCCCUCUGGUGCACUCUCCUUCACUCUCUCCUCCACGCCAACAACUGGAUCAGGAGCAUCCUCCCUUGCAUUUGCACGCAUGUGCCACGGCCCACCCCCUGCUCCGCCCUCUUUCUCCUCCCCUCCACCCCCUUCCUCCUCCUCCCCCUCCUCCUCACCGUCAUC